CCCAUGCAGCUGCCUGUACACUUAUUAAAUUUGGACGCUUUAGUAUCGCAGGCCGCAGGAGCAGGGGUUAUUAGUAUCUGGUCACACAUACUCUGGCAUAUGUACACAAACGCCCCGACAGGCCAAGAGACACACUUAGCACGUAAUUUACAGAACUAUUGCACCUUGAUCUUAAAUCAAUUUGGAUUUUGUUUUCGAUUACUAAUUUUUUCAGAGACUAUAUCAGAUUGUUACUUGGUACCAGUGUCCUAUACAUACGACAGUGUCGCUGAAGGUGUCUUUCUAGACGAGUUGAUGGGGAUUCCCAAGAAGCGCGAAAGUGUUUUCCGUGUGCUAUGUGGUGUAGUGAAGAGUUUGGGCAAGUCCAGACGUUGCGGUUCGGUGCGGAUGCACUUUGGAAGUCCCAUUCUCCUUACGGUUCUAUCUACACAUCUUUUAAUUCUUCAACGCAUGAUCCUAGAUAUCAUUAUUACAGGAUUACAUGAAAAACUUGUACCAUGGCAAACAGGACAUAGAGAAAAACCGGACGACAGGAGCUUAAUCAGAGCUAUAGGUUACCAUGUCGUACAUGAGGCGCAGUCUAUAAUUUCCAUAUCCUUGGUUUCCGUAGUCUGCUCUUUGUUAUUGUGCAAGUUUCGUCAAGGUGUUUCCAUAAACGUACUCUCAGCCGAUUGUCAGUGGUUGUGUGAUCUAAUAGUCGCUGAUGGAUCUGAUGUGGUGGGAUGGCAUGGAGGAGAGACCAGUGGUCGAGAUGCGAUAGAGGUAUUCUAUGCUCUACCACACAUACAUGACUCGAUUGAGCGUGUCAUUGACGAAGAUGCCGAUAAUUACAAUAUUUGCCCCGUCACUUCUCAUCGUCAACUUCUCAACUUGGCAUUCAACAAGAACGCGCUUGUUCCUUUGUUUGCUCUACGUUCGGCUAUAGUUGGUGGAGUCAGUGGAGGGGGUGGGGAAGACGGAGAUGGAUUUUACUGUGUUCUGCAUCUCCAACUCGCAGCAUGCAAGGCAAGAUGGUUGCCCGGCUUUGCAGAGUUGCAGUGGAGCUUAGAAACGAUUUUCUGCAGUUAA
Molecule: messenger RNA, 1068 nt
Organism: Haemonchus placei
Lineage: Eukaryota; Metazoa; Nematoda; Chromadorea; Rhabditida; Trichostrongylidae
Source: the annotation of a GenBank genome assembly